Molecule: messenger RNA, 495 nt
Organism: Echinostoma caproni
Lineage: Eukaryota; Metazoa; Platyhelminthes; Trematoda; Plagiorchiida; Echinostomatidae
Source: the annotation of a GenBank genome assembly
AGCCCGGCUUCUAAUCCCGUGAUGUCACAAACUCCGUCCCAACAAUCUGGACAGCAGCCCUCAACCACCGUCUAUCUCAACCCAAUGACCACAGUCACGGCUGCCGCUGCUAUGCAGCAGUAUCCGAACGCGGCCAACAUGACUCGUCCGACAACUGGGGUUCCGGUCCCGAUGGGUAACUUGGCUGCGGCGGUUGAAGGCACUCGGGAACUGAUAUUAACCGGUCCCGAAGGAUGUAAUUUAUUCAUAUAUCACCUACCUCAAGAAUUCGGCGAUCAGGAACUGGCGCAGAUGUUCAUGCCGUUUGGAACAGUGAUCAGUGCUAAGGUGUAUGUCGAUAGGGCAACAAACCAAAGCAAGUGUUUCGGCUUUGUCAGUUUCGACAAUCAAACAAGUGCACAGAAUGCGAUUCAAGCAAUGAACGGUUUCCAGAUAGGACUGAAACGCCUGAAGGUGCAGUCGAAACGACCAAAAGAUAAUCGUAAACCCUACUGA